Molecule: messenger RNA, 1144 nt
Organism: Syngnathus acus (greater pipefish)
Lineage: Eukaryota; Metazoa; Chordata; Actinopteri; Syngnathiformes; Syngnathidae
Gene: ttc9c
Product: tetratricopeptide repeat domain 9C
Exons: 4
Coding region: 93-719 (208 amino acids)
Molecular function (GO): protein binding
Source: RefSeq, a predicted model, not a curated record
AGGUGAGCGAGUGAUGACAAAACAAAGAAGAAUGCAUACAUGUUUCUGAUAGCUUCUCAAAGUAGCUGUCAGCUCGCUUUUCAUUUAAGCAUAUGAGCUCCACUCCAAAAAUGCAGGCUAACGGAGGAGAGGAGAGGCCUGCGAUGGCAGGAGCUCCUUCAGCUGCUUUAACGCCAGUCUGGUCUUUGUUGGAAGAAGCGGGGCAAAUGAAGACGGAAGGGAACGCUUUCUAUCGGGAAAAAAACAUUCGUGCCGCUGUUGGCCGUUAUCACCGUGCCCUUUUGAUCCUUCGAAGCCUCGACUCUGAAAUGCCGUUGACUUUAAAAGGAUUUGGACCUGAGAGGCCAUCGCUCACAUCUGAACAAGAAACAUUCUUGAGAAACACCCAAGUGGACUGCUUCAACAAUUUAGCUGCCUGUUUGCUGCAGAAAGAGAGUGUGGACUAUGCUCGUGUCCAUGAGUACAGCAUGAAGGUGUUGGAGCAGCGGCCAGCUGAUGCCAAAGCACUGUACAGGGCCGGCGUGGCCACACUAGAGCUUGGAGAUGCACAGAAAGCCAAGCAGUACUUGACGCAGGCCUGCAUGCUGCAGCCUAACGAUGUCAACGUUAGGAAGUACCUGCAGAGGGUCGAAGAGAAGCUGAGCCAUGAGUUAGUCCGGGAGAAAGCCAUGUACCGAGGCAUGUUUACCUCCAGCACAAAGAGUUGCCCUGGAAAAUAGAACCACACGGAUGCAUCAAGCGAGGUAGUUUAUUACACUGUCUCCUCAUGAUGCCUCAGCCGAAACCAGAGACUUUGUUUGAGCUGAGUGGAUGGCAGACCAACUCAAGAAUGUUCUGAAAUGAAAGCCUGAACCAAUGAUGUCUUAUUUUUGAGGUACAGCAGUAAUUGGACACUACCAGUCCGAGACAUUCUCAGAGGAAAAAGUGUCCAAAUGUUUGACUUGUAAGUUGAUUUUAAACAAAAAAAUAAUGUUUCAUACGAAGAAUUGAGACAAGAUAUGGUGUUCCCUAGCAACAAGGAGAAUGCUUCUUGAACCCAAAAGAUCAAACACGGAGUUCACAGAUCUGACUCUGAAGGCGAAUGUCAACUGUGCAUUUUCAUCCAGAUUGUUCUGUUUCAUAAAUUCUAUUGGACUUAUCAACC